This is a messenger RNA of Theileria equi strain WA, 1157 nucleotides long. RefSeq lists its product as hypothetical. Lineage: Eukaryota; Apicomplexa; Aconoidasida; Piroplasmida; Theileriidae. Bases 21 to 1157 code for a protein of 378 amino acids. The transcript has 2 exons. The record is from RefSeq and is a predicted model, not a curated record.
AUCAAUGUAUACUUUAUAAAAUGGUCAUAUGUGAUGGUUGCGGUGUCCAAUGUUUUAGUGAUUUAUGCUGCCCAAAAUGUAUGGAAUAUGACAAGAAGAGCUUCUUUUGUACACAGCUGUGCUUUGAUACGAGUUGGAGGAAUCACAAUAAAACUCACAAAUUAUUACUAGAAAAAUCAAAGCGUCCACAAAAUAAUACGGAAACGAAUACACACUUGACCACAGAUAUGUCUAUCCCCUCAUAUACAAACGAGACUAGUGGAUUAAAGGAUAGGAUAAUACACCGUAGCGACCCUGAAGGUCGCCAGGAACAUUUAACAACGAACUUUACAGAUAUCAAUAUUUCAAGGGAAGGCCUAGACACCAAUAGAACAAACAACAUUAAAGCGGAUCAUCCAAUUGAUACGACAGUGCACACACUCAGUGCUUUAGAUAACAUAGAAUCUCUAAAGAUCUACGAUCCAGAGAGUAAUGUGCUAGGAGCUGGAAAGCACGUUGAUCAAGGUAACGUAACAAAGUGGCUAGUAGAUGCCGCAGCAAAACUAUCAAAUACACUCAAUAUGACUGAAAAUUUGCAUAAUAUCAACGUUUCAAAGUUUAACAUGGACAAGAGAAUAUAUCAGAGCGCUGACCAACUCAUGAAUUCCUCAAAGUCCUACUCUUCCUAUAGAUUUAAAAGGAGAUUUAGACAGAUUAUAAUAACUUUGGUUUUCUCCUUUAUACUGUUCUUGUCGUUUGUAUUCUCAACAAAAUUGGUUGACAUUAUAGACGACAGAAUAGCCAAGAAGUUUAACACAAUAUCGACUUUUGGUCCAGAUGAAAACGCAGUAGAUAAGUUCAUUGAAACUACGGAGGAACUCCGUAAAGAAAUCCUCAAGUUGAGAGAACAAGUUUAUAAAAAUGCGGUAGCUAUCAACGGAUUAACUGAUGGAGCUUACAAGGUUUCUGGAAGUGACGAUUCCGCCAAACAAUUCAAGAAGAACAAGUUUGAUAGGAAUGGAACAAUGAUCACUCUCAACAACAAUGCCUCCAGCAACCAAAAUAUAAAUCGGCAAGACAUAACAUCAAACAUUAAAAAGGAUGGACAAGAGUUGGAUGCCACAAGUUUUGUCCCCGACGCUAUAGAAUACGAUGCCAAUAUAACACAACAGUUUUAG